UGGAGACGCGGCGUUGGCCCCGCCCACGGCUGGCGACCGGCGGCAGCGGCGGUCCAGGCGCGAAGACGGCGGCGGCUCGCAGGCGAGGCCCCGCAGAGCGCCCCUCUCUGGGGAACCCGACGAAGGAGACCUGAGGCCGCGCGUCCCCUGGGAAAAGCUGCAUUUGAACCAAACCUUCUUUUCAGCCGCCGCAGCCGGGCUCCCAGGGCCUGUGGCGCCUCCAGCGUCGGUGCCCAGGUGCAGCGGCCGCCGCGUCUGCGCCCCCAGAACCCCGGGGAGACAUCCGCCGUCGGGAGAAGAUGCUGAAGACACGAGGAGAAGCCUCCCCUGGACCGUCUGACUUGUAACCGAAGCCUUCCGGGCUGGGGCGCCGCGGGGCCAGCAUGGUGAACUCCAUCAGCGAGCUGGAGUUUUCUAACGACCGAAGUAACGAGGAGAUCUCCCAGGUCGCGCUCCUGCAGUUGUCGGACGACGCCGCGCUCAGACCAAGAAGUUCAGCGGGCGUCGCGGAAAGAACUGGCUACCCCGACCCCGUGUACGUGAUGGCCGCGAACAUUUUCCAGGGUAUUCGAGUGGAAAAGUCGCCAGACAAAGUCAUAAUCAAGUACGGGAACGAACCUCUGCGGGCGUCGGCGCAGUCUGAGGAUGAAACAGUCCGGCGUCUGUCCUACGAGCUGGCCUUCAGCGCCCUCAAAUAUCAAGAUAUUUUGGAAACUAUAUUAAUAGAUAGCUAUGUGUUCCCAAGCACCACAAUACCAGAUCAUUUGAGCAGCCUUAUUAUUGUGAUGCUGUAUGAUUUCCAAGAUAGAAAAUUUCAAACUCGUGUCCUUUCUGGUAAUGAAGAGUCCAUAUCAGAAGUUCAAGAAGUAGAGGACCUUCUUCACAGUUUUAAGACAAAAUUGGCUGCAGCAUUGGCAAGAUGUCGAAUCAAACAUGACGCUCUUUCCAUUUAUCACAUUCUGCCGGAAACGGUGAGGAAACAGGAGCUGAGAGCCUCCACCCUGCCGCUUUACGCUUGGAUAAAUACUUGUAAGAUAAGCCCUGAAGAAGUUUAUAGUAAUUUGAAGAAAAAAGGCUAUAAUAAAGUCAAAUCUGUAUUGCAUAUUGAUGAUAAAGUCUUCGCUGUGGACCAACACUGCUAUGAUGUCUUGAUUUUUCCAUCUCAUCUUAAAAAAGAUCUUAUAAGUAUAGAUCUUUUCAAAGAUUAUAAACUUAUUUUUCAGGACAAAUCUCGAAGUCUUGCUGUCCAUUCUGUAAAGGCCUUAUUAAAUAUGAAUGAUGAUAUCUUAAUGGUCAAUACAGGUUCAUGGUACACAGUUGCCCAUAUGUCCAUCUUAACAAAUAAUAAUAACUCAAAAAUAUUUGUAUGUGGAGUACAGUCACAAGCCAAGGAUCCUGACUUGAAGAACCUUUUCACAAAAAUGGGAUGUAAAAAUAUUGAAAUACUCCAUGAGACAUUUGUUAACAUUGAAUCAAAGGACCAGAGGUUGCAGAAAGUUAAAGUGAUCCUGCUGCUGCCUCGUUGUUCAGGAGUGGGUGUUAGUAAUCCAGUAGAAUUUAUUUUAAAUGAGCAUGAAGAUACAGAUUUACUUAAAGAUCUCUCAAAAGGAGGCACAUCAGAAGAUAAACUUCAAGUUCUUGUUCAACAGCAGUAUGAGCAGAUAACACAUGCAAUGAAAUUUACUAAAGCCCAAGCGGUUGUUUACUGCACAUGCUCCAUUUAUCCAGAAGAAAAUGAAGCUGUUGUUAAGAAAGCAUUGGAAUUUCAAGAUCGUGGGGUUAAAGUACAACCUUACAGGCUGAGUCCUCCCGUCCUCCCACUGUGCUCCCCGAAAGAAAUCCAUUUGUCCACUGAUAAGUUUUUCAGAGUGGAACCAUCUGAGAUCACCAAUGGUUGUUUUCUUUCUGUUUUAACAAGAGAGCGGGACCCAUCUGAGGCUGUGUCUGUGAAAGACGUCUUGGCCCGGGCUGCAGCAAAGGGGCUGCUGGAGGGGAUUGAGUUGGGAAAAUCACCAAAACGGGAGAAGAAAAAGAAGAAAUCAAAAACAUCAUUGCCCAAAGCUCCUACUAGCGAUAAUUACAGCAUCCAAAUGAAGAUUGCUGAGUUCCUGAGUCGAGAAAGUAAAGCAAACCCCAGUCAGUCAGAGACACUGACAAAAGCGCCUCUUCCACAGAAAAAUGGGGCUCAAGUGGGUUCUUCCAUCCAGAUCAAAAAACCCAGCAAGCCCGCCACCAACCCUUUGAUGCCCACCUCGAUGAAGAACGCCUGUCCCUCCAGGCCGGGGGACCGGCACACACAACUCGGGAGACCUCGGCCAGAAGGCAAAGUGGUUGCUCUGAAACCCGUGGAGAUUGUUUUGCCGCCAGUGAUGGUUCCAUUUUCUGCAUCCCAAGGGAUGCGAUCUCAGAUGCCAGCUCCACAUUUCUUCUGUCGCUGGAUUGGACCCAAGGCUAACAGCACGCCAGGCGGCCUUCCCACCCCAUCAGUCUCCGGAAGAGGGGAGAAGCUGAAGGAAAACUCACCUUCCUCCCUGUCCCGGCCUCCCCGGCCAUGGCUCUGACCGUCCUGUGCUUCUCACAUGGCCGGGAACAGGUGAUUUUUCUUCAGUCUGGUGUUCUUGGAAGGUUAGACGUAGCUACACAAGACGCUCCCCGCUUUAUCACUCUGUACCUCUGAAACGGGGUGUUACCUCCUAGGGACUCAGGUAGGGGGAACGGUGAUGUCGGGCAUUAACAGCAGAAAUGAGAGACUGCAACAGCUCAGCGCUGAUCGGUUUUAGAGCUGUGAGAUCUGCCCUGCUCCUGGGAGCCUCCACCCUGGGUCACAGCUGCUGCAUCUGGGAAGGAAAGCAGGCUCUCCGCACGCUCACAGAAAGCAGGGGUGGGCGCCAGACUCAGGCCCUUCCUGCCAGCUGCGGAGCGCCCGUUUCCCGGCAGCUGGAGCUGAACUUUGAAAAUCACGAUCAAAGUUGAUUUUUCCGUUAAGUAUCAAACUGUUCCUGAAACAAGGCGUGGUGUGAGUCUUUGUAACGGUACUGAGUUUGAGUAGGAAGUGCAGAAGGUCCCUCUCCCUUUGCUGAGUGUGAACCUGGUAGACUGAACGCCGUCCUCCCUCCCUCCUGCCUGUUUAUGCCAAACACUGUUGUGAAAAAUGGCUGUGAGCAAACCUCCACCUACAUAGUCGCAAUUUGGAAGGGGCGAAACUGUUAGACACAAGUGAUACCUGUUGUGGAAGAAACCCAUAAAGGGUUUCGGAUUCUACUCAAGGAUCAGGUAAGAGAGCGAAAUGUGCAAGUCAUUUCAAGUGGCAGACCGUAAUUAAACAUCGGUAAAUCAUUUCUGAUGCACAGUUAAAAUAUGUCGUUGCCUUGUUAAUUGUACUAAACGCCAGAUUCCUCCUGGAUCUACUUGCCUACAAAUUACCUACAUUAUUGUGAUGAUUACCAUUUCUGGGUCUACUGUAUUUUUUCAUCACAGCAACAGAAAUUGUUCCACAUUGAAUAGAGUAAAUGUACAACUAUAAAUCUCAACUGUUUAAAAAAAAGUUCAGACACAUUCAUGGCUUGAGUUUAAAGUUUUACUUCCAGAAUUCAGUUGUGUAGAAGUAUUAGUAAAUUCCUAAAUGCUCAA
Chinchilla lanigera (long-tailed chinchilla) is the source of this 3630-nucleotide messenger RNA. It is a transcript of the gene Nsun7, whose product is annotated as NOP2/Sun domain family, member 7. Gene Ontology annotation, molecular function: methyltransferase activity. The transcript has 12 exons. Lineage: Eukaryota; Metazoa; Chordata; Mammalia; Rodentia; Chinchillidae. The coding region runs from base 384 to 2561 and encodes 725 amino acids. The record is from RefSeq and is a predicted model, not a curated record.